ACAGAUCGCCGCCGACCGAUAGUUCAGUUGCAAGCGAACGCGCGGGCAAAGCACAUGUGCCGAGAAAUAGCGGGCGAGCGAGUGCGACUGUGGCGCGCAUAAUUAGUGAAGCUUCAACGUAAGCGAGUCUUCAAAUAAAGUUUUUUCUGCUGUCUCUUUACGGGCGCGUGUGACGUAAAAGCCAAAGAAAUUUAAAAGCCCAUUUUGUAAUAUCUAAGCGACGAGCUGGAGGCAAAUCGAUGGGCGCAACAGGAAGUUGUAGCUUUAAUUUUCACGUAUGCCGCCGUUGUUGUUGCUAGUCUGAAAAUUGGUUAGCUCCCCACGAGAGCGUGUUUAAUUUUGUUGUUGUGUUAAAAAUUUCACGUGUACGAGUGCGGCAAUUAUAGUUGAAAUGUGAAAAGCUGGAAUGAGUGAAAUGAAAAUUUAUGCCAAAUAAAGUUAUUGUGUAAACUAAUGGGUAUUUUUUGUGAAAGAUACAACAACAACACUGCACAUAAAUAGUUUAUAAAGUGUUUUCAUGCAACGCGCCAAAGUUGUGAAAAAUCAGUUUUGAAGGAAAUCAAAGCGAAAAUUUAUGCGAAUUUGAGAAGUGCGAAGCUGAAAGAAUUGCAAAACUAGAGAUUUGCCCUUCAUCAAACACAACAGCAAAAAGUAGAGGUCCAACGGAGUAAAUAUAUGAAAAAUAUAAAAUUAUUUCAUUGAAGUCCAGAGAAUCGAAAAGCAAAAAUGUCCACAACUACUGCAACACCAACAACAGCAUUAGAGUCCACUACGCCACUCGCCGGCACCAGUUUGGAGGAUCUGUCAGCGACGCCAGUGUUGAACAGCGAGGAGUUCAAAAAUCUCACUUACGAUGAUGAACAUAGCAUCUUUACACAUCCCACACUAGCAGAGUACUACAAUAAUCUCACGCCAUUCGUUACACUGUGCAUCUUCGUCUCCGUCUUAACCUUUAUGCUCACCAUUUCCAUUUUCCUCACAACUUUGGCUAAACUACAGCAACGGCUGCGCAAGCCACUGCUCGCGCCAUCUAUAGCGCUCGUAUCCUUGUAUCCGCUGAUCAGUCUUGUGGCAUUGCUCACACUACUCUUGCCGAAGUUAUGGUUCACCUUUCACACUGUGAUGCAUCUCUCGUUUACGGUCGGUGCCGUCAUCUUCUAUCAACUGUGCGGUCAUUUUAUUGGCUCUGAGACCAGUUUUAUUAAGGAGACAGCCGGUAUGGCUGUGGCGAUUAAGACGCCACCAUGUUGCUGUUGCUGUAUUUGCUUACCAGGUGUGACGCCCACCAGAGGGCGUUUUGUGUUAUUGCGGUGUUUCGUAUAUCAAAUGGUGUUCGUACAGGGCAGCAUAAUGUUGGUGUUGAAUGGUAUAUUCUACAAUGAUAUGGCUUUAUUCCACGAUGUGCAAUACUACUUCCUACCAUUCAUCAUCUCAUCUAUUAUAAUCGGUUCCUGGGGUCUAAAUAUAACAGUACGCGUGGUGAAUAAUCUACACAGUGAUUAUAAUACAACGAAAAAAAUGUUCGCGCUACAGUUGAUUUUGUUGUUGUGCAAGAUGCAGUAUCUCAUUCUGGACAAACAAUUGGAUAAGUUCUUACUGGGUGGUGACUAUCCAAUGAAUCAUAUUAUCUAUAAGCAGUCCAUCAUUAAUAGUUUGGUGCUUGUGGAAAUGGUCUUGGUCUCGCUAUUCGCUCAGAAUGCUUACAGAAUUCCAGUUCAAGUCGACGAUAAUUAAGAGAUGCUGCUAAAUAAAUAAAUACUUAUCCUUAAAACUAAUUACUUAAGUGAUUACUUAAAAAAAAUACAUUUAUACUUAUGUAGUUAGCUUGCUUUAAAAUGUAGUUCUUAUAGAAUAUAGCUCAUAUUUUAUGAAAAUAUGUAGUUCUAAAGUAAUUUUAUAAAAUGUAAGCUCUAGUUAUCGUUUAGUCAAUUGUUAUGGGCCAGGUAGCUUAAAUUUCUUUUUUUACAAUAAUUAAAACAUUUCAGCACUUUUAAUAAUACGUUUUUAAUGACAAAAAUUGUGAUAACUAAAUACUUUCAAUACAUAUUAAUCUAUCA
Zeugodacus cucurbitae (melon fly) is the source of this 2057-nucleotide messenger RNA. RefSeq names its product organic solute transporter alpha-like protein. The transcript is spliced from 6 exons. The record is from RefSeq and is a predicted model, not a curated record. Lineage: Eukaryota; Metazoa; Arthropoda; Insecta; Diptera; Tephritidae. Bases 727 to 1734 code for a protein of 335 amino acids.